This is a messenger RNA of Chrysochloris asiatica (Cape golden mole), 543 nucleotides long. Its product is annotated as mucin-2-like. Lineage: Eukaryota; Metazoa; Chordata; Mammalia; Afrosoricida; Chrysochloridae. The annotation marks the transcript as partial. The transcript has 3 exons. The record is from RefSeq and is a predicted model, not a curated record.
ACAUCUACCUGUACCCCUACCCUUACCCCUACCCCUACCACUAACACUACCCCUAACUCUACACCUAACUCGAACCCAACCCCUACAACCUAUGCCUACCCUUCCACUAAACCUAUUCCUACCUCUACCCAUAAAUCUACACCUACCCCUUCCACUAACCUUAUUCCUAACCCUACCCUUAACCCCACACCUAACCCUAACUCCCCUAAACCUAGCCCUACUCCAACCUCAACUUAUACCACUUCACCUAAUGCUACCUCUAGCCCUACCUCUACCAUUACCCAUAACAAUACCCAAAACCUUACCCUAUCCAUUACCCUACCUCUACCCCUACCCCUAAUCCAAACCCUAUCCCUGCACCUACCCCUAUCCCUAAUACUUAUACUAACCCUUACCACACACCUAACCCUACCCCAAUUCCUAACUCUAACCCCUACCACUAAUUCUUACCUAACCCUACUCCUACCUCUAUUGCUACAUCAUAACCCUAACAUUAUGCUUACCUUAAUCCUACUCCUACCUCUAUUCCUACUCUUACCCUAA